Molecule: messenger RNA, 485 nt
Organism: Mus caroli (Ryukyu mouse)
Lineage: Eukaryota; Metazoa; Chordata; Mammalia; Rodentia; Muridae
Source: RefSeq, a predicted model, not a curated record
AGAGGCGCCCGUGCCGAGCAGCAGCAUCAUGAAGCCCAGACCUGCGGUUUUCGUAGACAGGAAACUGAAGCAGCGGGUCAUUCAGUACCUCAGUAGUAACAGAUGUGGCAAAUAUGUGGACACUGGAGUCUUAGCAUCCGACUUGCAAAGAAUGUACAGUGUAGAUUAUGGUCGAAGAAAAAGAAAUGCUUUCAGGAUUCAGGUAGAAAAAGUAUUUAGCAUAAUUAGUAGUGAGAAAGAACUUAAGGAUCUUAAAGAACUAGAAGAUGGACAUCUGGCAAAAAGAGCAAGACAAGAUGAAGAGGAUGAGUACACGGAAAGCUAUUCUGAUGAUGAUUCAGACAUGGAAGAUUACCCAGAUCCACGGGAAACUCAGAUUCUGUUUCAACCACUCCGAAGUUGGAACAGAAAGAAGCUACCACUUCGACACCAUUGCUGACAUCUAAAACGGACUCCAUGCCAUUGAAGACCCCUGCCCGAGAAUC